Triticum dicoccoides is the source of this 2829-nucleotide messenger RNA. Its product is annotated as disease resistance RPP13-like protein 4. NCBI's taxonomy places the organism in Eukaryota, Viridiplantae, Streptophyta, Magnoliopsida, Poales, Poaceae. The coding region runs from base 1 to 2829 and encodes 942 amino acids. The transcript has 7 exons. Gene Ontology annotation, molecular function: ADP binding. The record is from RefSeq and is a predicted model, not a curated record.
AUGGCGGCGGUCCUGGAUUCUUUGGCAUCCUAUGUCGCUGACAUGGUCAUCGAGAUGGCCAAAGAAGAGGUGGCCAUGCUGAUUGGAGUGUCCGGUGAGAUAGAAAAUCUGGGCAUCAAGCUUAGGGACCUCAAGAACUUCCUUGCAGAUGCCGAUAGGAGGAACAUCACUGAUGACAGCGUGCAGGGGUGGGUGGAGGAACUGAAGUGUGCCAUCCGCAUCAAGACACUUAACCAAAAGUUGGAUGACAUCUUCAAGAGGGGUAGUAGUUUCAAUUUCAUCAAGCUAGAAGCCUACCAGGACCGGAUGGUGACCCGUUCUCAAGCUGUUGACCGCAAGAUGGAUCCGUUGUUGGAGCGGUCGGGUGUGGUUGGGGAGAAGAUUGAAGAUGACACGAGAGCGCUUGUGAAGGUGCUCACAAAGGAAGUAGCUGAUGAUAGUGAUAGCAUCAUGAUUGUUGCCAUCGUUGGUGUCGGUGGAAUUGGUAAGACUACCCUCAGCAAGAAGGUCUUCAACGACGAGGCAAUCCAAGGCAAAUUCGCCAAGAAGAUAUGGCUGAGCAUCACACAGGUGUUCAAUGAGGUUGAGUUGCUGAGGACGGCCAUCACAGCUGCCAAUGGAAACCUGCCUGGCUCUGGGGGUGGGUCUCGGGAUAAAGCGUUGCUUGUGCCAGCUCUUGCUGAUGCCGUCAGGGACAAGAAGAUUUUUCUUGUGUUGGAUGACAUGUGGGGAACCAGCGAAUGGAACAACUUGCUCAUGGCUCCCUUUAGCCAUGCUGCACCCAAUAGUCGAAUCCUUGUCACCACAAGACAUGAGACUGUUGCCCGAGGCAUGAAAGCCAAGCAUCCCUACCACCAUGUUGGCAAAUUAGGGCCUGAAAAUGCAUGGACCUUGCUGAAGAAGCAGGUACUCGCUACAGAGAAAAGUGAACCUGCGAUUGAUAUGCUAAAGGAUAUUGGACUGGAAAUUAUAGAAAAAUGUGAUGGGUUACCACUUGCAAUAAAACCUAAGAAGACAAUUAUACAUGACGUACAAUUGGUCGGCAUGUGGAUUGGUGAAGGAUUUGUUCAUGGAGACUCUGAUAGAUUGGAAGAACUAGGAAUUGAGUACCAUAAAGAGCUAAUAUUGAGGAUCCUUAUAGAGCCAGAUACAUCAUAUGCCGGUCAAUAUAUUUGCAACAUGCAUGAUCUCAAACACUUGAGGUAUUUGGCACUAAGGGAAUGCAAUGAUAUAAAGAGCUUGCCAGAGAACAUUCACAAAAUGAAGUUCUUGCAGCACAUUAGUGUUGCUGGUUGUCAGAAUCUUGUGAAACUUCCGGAUACCAUUGUAAAGUUACAAGGACUGAGAUAUCUUGAACUUUACGGCACAUCUGUAAGUAGACUUUGGGGGUUCCAUACCCACAUGGAUGGUGAUUGGUGUAGUUUGGAAGAGCUCCAGCCGCUUUCCCAGCUUGGGGAAAUUGGAUUAGCAAGUCUGGAGAAUGUAUCCGCUGCCUCAUUUGCCACAAAGGCAAGGCUGAGUGAAAAGGUCUAUCUUUCCUGCAUGGCCUUAUACUGUAAGAGCAGGCUAGGCGAUGAUGGAUUAGUGAAGGAAGAAGUUUCUGAGCAGGAUCAAGGAACAAUUAUGGAGGUAUUUGAUGAGCUCUAUCCUCCGCCUUAUGUGCAAGAUAUUCGCAUCCAAGGAUAUUUCGGGCGUCAGCUCCCAAAAUGGAUGAUGUCGACAGCAACGACGCCCCUCAAUAGCUUGAGGAUACUAAUAUUUGAAGACCUGGCUUGUUGCAUCCAACUCCCUAAUGGCUUGUGUCAGCUCCCAUAUCUGGAUUACCUGGAGGUCAACCGUGCUCCGGCAAUCAAGCGUGUCGGUCCUGAAUUCUUGCAGCCCUAUAGUCACCAUCACCAUGCUUCAUUUCAGGCGCUAGCUGCAUUUCCGAGACUGAACAAGAUGAUCUUUAGGAAAAUGGUGGAAUGGGAGGAGUGGGAUUGGGAGGAGGACAUGCAAGCUAUGCCUGUCUUGGAGGAGCUUAUAAUCCAUGAUUGUAAACGGCGUAUUCCUCUCGGCCUCGUGUCCCAUGCAAGGGCUUUGAAAAAGCUAACCAUAUGGUCCAUCAAGUGCCUCCACUCUCUAGAGAACUUCGCCUCCGUAGUUGAGCUCGACCUGUAUGACUUACCAGAGCUGACUAGCAUCUCCAAUUUGCCCAAAUUGCAAAAGCUUGCCAUCAACUGCUGCCCAAAGCUUGAGUCGCUGCAGGAGAUGACUGUACUCCGGAGACUCGUGCUGACAGUUUUCUAUAAUGAGAAACGACUUCCAUUGUUCAUGCAAACUGUAAAGCCCAGUCAUUUGCUUCUGGACUGCAGCCCAGAGGUACUCGCCUCCAUGGCUGUGGGAAAAUCUGGCGUUGAGUGGGACAUGUUCAGCCAUAUCCAGCAUGUCGAGGCUUAUGCAAACGACGAAGGCACUGAAAAGAGAUGGCACCUAUUUUACACAAGAGAGCCCUACAAAAUGGAGACAAAUGUGGAGGCAAAUCAGCAGGAGGCAUAUGAAGACGACAGAGAAGACGCAAAUGAAGAUGAGAAAAGGGACGGCGAUGAAGAGGACGGAGAUGACGAAGCUUGGACACGAAUCUGCCCUGCACAUAUUUGCUCACUGUCUGUUCUCUACUGGGAUCUGGGAUUCUUCCUCACCAGAUUCAACUUCCCUUUCCCUCUGAUGCCGAAUGGUAACACCGACAGUUUGGUCCAGUGGUGGUUGCUGGCACUGACUCAGAUUCCUCUGCAGUGUCACAAGCAUCUCUGUGCGGUGAUCAUGGUUGUCUGCGGCGAAUCUGGAUAG